Molecule: messenger RNA, 5441 nt
Organism: Oryzias latipes (Japanese medaka)
Lineage: Eukaryota; Metazoa; Chordata; Actinopteri; Beloniformes; Adrianichthyidae
Gene: ift172
Product: intraflagellar transport 172
Biological process (GO): intraciliary transport
Cellular component (GO): axoneme; intraciliary transport particle B; ciliary basal body
Molecular function (GO): protein binding
Source: RefSeq, a predicted model, not a curated record
CGCCCCCCCCCAACGGUAACCAAGGAGACGGGCGUCAUGCUCCCUCGAUGCUAACGGAUUGAAAAGGUUUCUUCAAGCGUCAUUUAGACACAAAAAUGAUUUUGAAGCACAUUAAGACGCUUUUACCACCGCAGGAAAAGGUGGCGAAGCUGCCGUGCUUGGCGUGGGCUCCGAACAACAACAAGGUGGCCGUGUGCACCCCCGACAGGGUGGUGCUGCUGUACGACGAGCAGGGGGAGAGGAGGGACAAGUUCUCCACCAAACCGGUGGACCCCAAGUAUGGGAAGGACAGCUACGCCGUCACAGCCAUGGCGUUCUCCCCAGACUCCACCAAAAUCGCCAUCGGCCAGUCCGACAACAUCAUCUUCGUCUACAAGAUCGGGGAGGAUUGGGGAGACAAGAAGACCAUCUGCAACAAGUUUGUUCAAACGACCUUCGUGACCUGCCUGCUUUGGCCCGAGGAGCACAGCAUCGUUUACGGGCUGGCUGACGGGCGGGUGCGUCUUGCUGACACCCUCACCAACAAAUCCUCCACCAUCUACAACACGGAGUCCUUCGUGGUCUCUCUGACCUCCAGUGUCUCCGGUAGCGGCGUCCUGUCGGGGCAUCACGAUGGCACCAUUGUCCGCUACUUCCUGAGCGACGACGGGUCCAGAGAAUCUCAGGGGCAGCUGGUGAGGCACCCGGGCCCCCCCUACGCGCUGGCCUGGGGCACAGACAGCUUCCUGGUGGGCAGCUGUGACAAGAAGGUGGUGGUUUACGACCGAGAGGGUCAGGUCCUACAGACCUUCGACUACAGCAGAGACCCGUCGGAGAAGAUGUUCCACGUGGCGGCGGCCAGCCCCAGCGGGCACACGGUGGUGCUGGGCAGCCAUGACCGGCUGCGGGUGUUCAACUGGGUUCCCAGCAGAGGCAUGUGGGACGAAGCCAAGCCUAAAGAGAUCUCCAACCUUCACAGCAUCACCAGUCUGGCGUGGAGGAGGGACGGCUCGCGCCUUUGCGCCGGAACCAUGUGUGGGGGGGCGGAGAUGUUCGACUGCUACCGGAGGAGAAUCAACUUCAAGAAGAAAUUUGAGAUCACCUACGUCAGCCUGAGCCAGGUGAUUGUCAGGAACUACUCCACAGGAACACGGGUGGUGCUCAGCUCCUACUACGACUACGAGAUGGGGGAGGUGAGAAUCAUGGGGAAGGACCGCUUCCUGGUGGCCCGCACCUCGGACUCCAUCCUGCUGGGAGACCUGAUGACCAACAGGCUGAGCGAGGUUCCUUGGUCUGGUUCCGGAGGAAACGAGAAGUUCUUCUUUGACAACGAAAAAGUCUGCAUGAUCUUUAACGUCGGCGAGCUGAGCCUGGUGGAGUACAGCAGCAACGGCGUCCUGGGCUCCGUCCGGACGGAGUUCAUGAACCCCCACCUCAUCAGUGUGCGACUAAACGAGCGCAGUCGGUCAGGACUUGAAGACAACAAGAAGCUGGCAUAUCUGAUCGACAUGAAGACCAUCGCUGUCGUGGACUUGCUCAAAGGCAUCAACGUUGGAACCAUCAACCACAACUCCAAGAUUCUCUGGCUGGAGCUGAAUGAAACCGGGCACCACCUGCUCUUCAGAGACCGGAAGCUGCAGCUCCACCUGUACGACAUCAAGUCCUCGGCGAGGACCACCCUGCUGAGCUACUGCUCCUUCGCCCAGUGGGUGCCCGGCAGCGACGUGGUCGUGGCCCAGAGCGACAGGAACCUCUGCAUCUGGUACAGCGUCGACAGUCCAGAGAGCGUCACCACCUUCCCCGUCAAGGGAGACAUUACUGAGUUGGAAAGGGCAGAGGGAAAAACCAACGUCCUGGUGAAGGAGGGGGCCAACAUGGUGGCGUACACACUGGACGAAGGCCUCAUCGAGUUUGGAACCGCCAUCGAUGACGGAGACUACAUCAGAGCCAUGGAGUUUCUGGAAACCAUGGAGAUGUCGGCAGAGAUCGAGGCCAUGUGGAAGACACUGAGCAAGCUGGCCCUGGGGGCUCAGCAGCUGCACAUCGCAGAAAGGUGUUUUGCCGCUCUGGGAGACGUCUCUAUGGUCCGAUUUCUCCGACAAACCAGCGACGUGGCAGACAAAGUUUCCCAGGAAUCCGGUGAAGACGGAGCAUCUCAUUACAAAGUUCAGGCCCGUCUGGCCACGCUGGACAAGAACUUUAAACUGGCAGAAAUGCACUUUGUGGAGCGUGGGGCGUUGGAUGAAGCCAUAGAGACCUACAAACGUCUCCACAUGUGGGACGACGCCAUCGCUCUGGCUGAAGCGAAGGGCUACCCAGAGCUGGACCGCCUGCGGGCGAGCCAUUACCAGUGGCUGCUGAAGACCGGCCAGCAGAACGAAGCUGGGGAAGUGAAGGAGAGACAGGGAGACUUCCACGCCGCCAUCGGCCACUACCUGAAGGCGGGACUGCCCACCAAAGCCGCCCGCGUGGCCAUCAGCCGCCCAGAGAUCAGCCGCAGCGCCGAAACCGUGGAGGCCAUCGCCGCCAGCCUCGUCAAGGGGGAGUUUUACGAGAGAGUGGGAGACCUGUAUGAGAAGAGCGGGAACCAGCUCAGGGCUCUGGAGUGGUACCGAAAAGGCGGAGCCUACGCCAAAGCGGUGGAGCUGGCUCGCGCGGCCUUUCCUGCUGAGGUGGUGAAACUGGAGAACGCCUGGGGAGACCACCUCGUCCAGCUGAAACAGAUGGACGCCGCCAUCAACCACUUCAUCGAGGCGGGCUACUCCCUCAAAGCCAUCGAGGCGGCCAUCGCCGCCCGCCAGUGGAAGAAGGCCGUCCACAUCCUGGACAUACAGGACGACCCAUCCACCGCCAAGUACUACAUAAAGAUCGCUCAGCAUUACGCCUCCAUACGCGACUAUGAGAUGGCAGAACAACUCUUCGUGAAAGGAGGCCGCGUCCGGGACGCCAUUGAGAUGUACACGACGGCGGGACGCUGGGAGGAGGUCCACAAGCUGGCGGUCACCUGCAUGACGGAGGAGGAGGUCGCGGCUCUGUACGUGGGCAGGGCGCAGGAGAUGGAGCGGGACGGGAGAUUCAGGGAGGCCGAGAGGCUGCUGACGACUGUGAAGCAGAUCGACCUCGCUAUCGCCAUGUACAAGAAGAACCAGAUGUUUGACCAGGUCAUUCGCCUCGUGGCCAAACAUUACCCAGACCUGCUGACCGAGACGCAUCUUCACCUCGCCAAGGAGUUGGAGGCGGAGCUGAGGUUUUCGGAGGCGGAGUUUCACUUCAUGGAGGCAGAAGACUGGAAGUCUGCUGUCCAGAUGUACAGAGCCAAAAACAUGUGGGAGGAUGCAUACAGGGUGGCGAAGAAGCACGGGAGUGACGCUGCCCAGAAGGUGGUCUUCCUGUGGGCCCGGAGUCUGGGGGGGGAAGCUGCCGUCAAACUCCUCACCAAGUUUGGGCUCCUGGAGUUCGCCGUCGAGUUCUCAACCGAGAAAUUCUACUUCGACUUCGCCUUCGAGCUGGUCCGCCUGUCCCACAAGGAGAAGCUUCCCGAGAUCCACCUCAAGCACGCCAUAUACCUGGAAGACGAGGGAAAGUUUCCUGAAGCUGAAGUGGAGUUCAUCCGAGCGGGAAAACCCAACGAGGCCGUGUUGAUGUACGUCCACAACAAAGACUGGGCCAACGCAGAGCGGGUGGCCGAGAACCACGACCCCGACAGCGUGCCCGACGUUCUGGUGGGCCAAGCCAAGGUCAGCCUGGAGCAGAAGGACUUCCAGAAGGCUGAGGCGCUGCUGCUGCGGGCCCAGAGGCCCGAACUGGCCGUGACGUUCUACAAGGAUGCAGGCAUGUGGAGCGACGCCAUCCGCAUCUGUAAGGAGUACCUCCCCAACAAGCUGGGCUUGCUGCAGGAGGAGUACGAGACGGAGACCUCCAGGAGAGGACUGCAGGGGGGUGAGGGGCUGCUGGAGCAGGCCCGGGAGUGGGAGCAGUCGGGCGAAUACUCCCGGGCCGUGGAGUGUUACCUAAAGGUGAAGGACGACGCCAACGCCGCCCUGAUGGAGAAGUGCUGCAUGAAGGCAGCGGAGCUGUCCAUCAAGUUCCUGAGCGGGGACCGAGCCGUGGAGGUGGUCCGUGCGGUCGCUCCACGCCUUGCCCAGCUGAGGAGGUUCAGCGCUGCUGCAGAGCUUUACCUCAGCAUGGACCUGUUCAAGGACGCCAUCGACGUCUUCAUCGAGGGUGAAGAGUGGAACAAGGCCAAGAGAGUCGCCAAAGAGCAGGAGCCCAGGUAUGAGACAUACGUGGACCAGAAAUACAAAGAGUACCUUAAAAACCAGGGCAGGGCGGAGUCUCUGGUGGACGUGGACGUGAUGGCCGCUCUGGACAUGUACGCUGAGAGAGGACAGUGGGACAAGUGUCUGGAAACGGCAUCCAAGCAGAACCUAAAGGUUCUCCACAAGUAUUUGGCUCUGUACGCCACUCAUCUGAUCAAGGAGGGAGACGCUCAGAGAGCUCUGGAGCUCUACCUGCAAUACGGAGCUUCACCUAACCCACAGAACUUCAACAUCUACAAACACCUGUUCCUGGACCUCGUCAGCCCCCCUGACAACGACGGGCCCGACUCCUACCGCAUGCUGGCCAACCUGCGGGACUUCCUGCUGCAGCUGUGUAAGAGCGUGUCCAUGUCAGCUCAAGCCAACAGUCCAGCGCAUGAAGACUUUGAGCAGAUGCUGCUGAUCGCUCACUACUUCGCGACCAGAUCCGCCUCCAACGGACAGGAGCAGCUGAUCACCAUCGCAGCCAAGCUGUCCGUGUCCCUGCUGCGUCACACCAGAACCAUCCCCGCCGACAAAGCCUUCUACGAGGCCGGCAAGGCUUGCAAGAAGGUUGGAUGGGAGAGCAUGGCCUUCAUCUUUCUGAAUCACUUCUUGGACCUGUGUUAUGCCAUCGAGGACGACAGCGAAGGCGCUCUGGACCACAUGGAUUUCAUGGACACCGACAUUCCCUUCGAUGUUCCUCUUCCCUCCAAAGUCUGCAUCACAGAAGGUCCGCUGGAGCAGAUCAGGAACUGGGUGCUGACGGUGUCCGUGGACCAGCAGGUGGAGCAGGUUCUUCCUCGCGAUGAGAGGAACACCUUUGAAGGUUCCCUGGUGGCUGCAGGCAGCGGCCUUCGCUCGGUUCCCUGUGUUCUCACAGGAUAUCCGGUUCUGGGAAAUAACAUCCAGUUUUCCGCGCUGGGGAAGGCGGCCAACAAGGAGGACUGGAACCGGUUUGUGAUGGUGACGAAGACGAGUCACAGUCCGGAGUGUCAGGACGUGCUGCGCUUCAUCGGGCUGUGGUGUGGCGGUCUGCCGGCCUCAGACCUCUUCUUCCACUGAUCAACUCCAGCGUCUGACCUCUGACCUUUCUCCACCAGGCAGCAGCGCAUCAAUCAAACGUUUGUCUCAUAAAUAAAAGACUUUUAUCUCUGACAUUUA